Messenger RNA from Mytilus trossulus (common blue mussel), 1663 nucleotides. Its product is annotated as meiosis-specific with OB domain-containing protein-like. Gene Ontology annotation, molecular function: single-stranded DNA 3'-5' DNA exonuclease activity; single-stranded DNA binding. The transcript has 13 exons. Gene Ontology annotation, biological process: resolution of meiotic recombination intermediates. The record is from RefSeq and is a predicted model, not a curated record. Lineage: Eukaryota; Metazoa; Mollusca; Bivalvia; Mytilida; Mytilidae. The coding region runs from base 39 to 1565 and encodes 508 amino acids.
GUUUCACAGCAUAGCACUAGCAGACGACAAGUCACAAGAUGGCAUGGUCUGGACAGUUCUCAGAUUUUGACAGUUUUACCCGUCAAAAUGAUAAACGAAAUACAUCAAAUGCAAGAAGUAUUAAUGCAAAUGACAACAAAGACCAAACAAACAUUAAACUUGAGAAUAUAAAUUUAGGAUAUUCAAGCAUUGUUAAUGUAGUUGGACUUAUAUUAUCAAGAGAAGAUGCAAGAUCUGUUCAAAGUCGUAAAAAUUCAUCCACAGAACGUUUUGUCUUCAACUUUACUUUGAGAGAUUCUCCACUGUUUUAUGUAAAUGUAACAUUUUGGGGUAAGGAGCAGAAUAUAAAGGAUCUGACUGAUAGAUUUCACAUUGGAGAUGUUGUUUGUUUGUCAAAUGUUCAAGUGCAGGCAAAACCACAAGAUGGUAGUGAUGAGAAAUAUAAAUCUGCUACACCAGUACCAUUUUGUCUGAGUGGAAGUGAGAAUCAUUCCAACAUAGAGUGGUAUAAUGGACCAGAAAGUGACACUCUACUUCAGUUGCAGCAUGUACCUAUCAAAGCCACUAAUGAUUUUUACACAUUAGAAGACAUUCAAGCUAAUGGUCAAGGAUUACAUGGAGAACAUGUUAACUUACUUUGUGUAGUCAGAAAGAUUGGUCAAGUUAAAGAGAUAACUACCAAAGCUGGAAGACAUACACAGAGAUGUGAACUGAGGAUUCUUGAUGAAACGUGUCCUUCUUUUGGUUUGGUGCUAUGGGACAAAGAAUUGAUAGAUUUAGCUCUGACAUGGGUGCCAUUGGAGACUGUUAUAUUUGCUGCUGAUGUAAAAGUUACUUAUGAUGACUUCAGAUCAACAAUGAUAGCAACAGCUGACUCCAAGACCAUUGUAACAGUCAAUCCAGAUACAUUAGAAGCUCAAAGUUUAUAUCAGUUUGCACAUUCCCAAGAUUUUCAAGAUGGAGAUGAGAGUUCAGGCAGUAAGACAGACCCAAGCUUGGACACCAUUACAGAUGUGUACAAUAUCAGCCAAAUUAAACAGAUAAUGGAAGAUUUAUCUAAGCAAUGGAAACCUACUCAGUAUGGUAUUGUCUAUGUUUUCCUAACUCAGUUUAAUAUUGACACAGAAGGAGGUGGUGUAUUAAGAUUUAGAUGUGAGAAAUGUAGAGAAACAGUACAUGAGGACAGAGGAUAUUUGUGUUCCAAUGUAGAAUGUACACAGGGGGCCUUAGCUAUGUUUGAUACUUCAGUCAUUGAGAAACAACCAGUAGUAGAGUAUUCAGUUCCAGUAUCUAUAUCUGACCAUACAGGCACAAUUGAACAUUGUUUCAUUGAUGGUACAGUGAUGGAAAAUCUCUUAGGAAUGAAGGCUGAAGUUUUCAGAGAUUUGAAUAUUGAUAAAAGAACACAAAUGAAGUGGAACUUUCUUCUAGAAAGAUGUAAACUGUAUUUCAAGAUUUUCAAGUCAAGUAGUGGAGGGACUGAGAAUAAAAGUGUAUUCCGGAUAAUGUCAUUAGAACCUGCCAAAAUACAGGACUGUGUUCAAAAUUUUAUCAGAGAAAUGUGAAUAUACACUGAACUCGAGUUUGUUAUUAAUAUAUCUGUGAUACUUGUAAAAUAGUAAAAUUUGUGACAUCUGUAAUCAAGAUAAAUAUUGAAAUCCAA